AGAAGAAGAAGAAGAAGAAAAAGUUCUGUAACGGUUGCAGAAGGAAGCAUAGCAGACACGAUUCCAAAAGCUGUUUUCUUUUCAUAAAUUCAAUGAUAACGCUUAUUCAUCAAUCAAUUCAGUUUCAUCUGUGACACCAUGACAUGAUGAUGACGAUUACAAUUUUGCAUGCCCAUAUAAUGAAGAUGAUGAUGAUGAUGACAGAGGUUCAAGCUCUGAACUGAACAGCUUUUUUGGGUUAUCAUCUGAAUGAAUGAUGUUGAAUCGUGGUGUUAGUGUUGUUGGUGGUGGUGAAGAAGAAGAUAAGCUCUAUGAACAACUAUGGAAGGCAUGUGCUGGACCUCAUGUGGAAGUUCCUCAUGCUGGUCAAAGGGUCUUCUAUUUUCCUCAAGGACACAUGGAACAAUUAGAAGUUUCAACAAAUCAGGAACUAAAUCAGAGGAUUCCACUGUUCAAACUUCCUACAAAGAUCCUUUGUCGUGUCGUCAACGUCAAUUUACUGGCUGAACAAGAAACGGAUGAGAUUUAUGCACAGAUUACUCUGGUGCCGGAAUCUAAUCAAGCUGAACCUACAAGCUCUGAUCCAUGCCCUGCUGAACUUCCAAGGCCAAGAAUUCACUCCUUCUGCAAGGUCUUAACUGCCUCUGAUACCAGCACACAUGGUGGUUUCUCUGUUCUCAGGAAGCAUGCAACUGAAUGCCUUCCACCAUUGGUAAUGCUAUAUGUUUGGACAUGUCCCAACCAAAAGGAUCUUCAUGGUUAUGAAUGGCGCUUUAAGCAUAUAUUUAGAGGUCAGCCACGCAGACACUUGCUCACAACUGGAUGAACUUUUGCAACUUCCAAGAGAUUAGUUGCUGGAGAUACUUUUGUGUUUCUAAGAGGGAACAAUGGAGAAUUACGUGUUGGUGUGAGGCGUCUUGCUCCUCUUCAGAGCAGCAUGCCUUCAUCUGUGAUUUCUAGUCAGAGCAUGCAUCUAGGAGUUCUUGCAACUGCAUCUCAU
Molecule: messenger RNA, 1000 nt
Organism: Gastrolobium bilobum
Lineage: Eukaryota; Viridiplantae; Streptophyta; Magnoliopsida; Fabales; Fabaceae
Product: auxin response factor 11-like
Biological process (GO): regulation of DNA-templated transcription; response to hormone
Molecular function (GO): DNA binding
Source: RefSeq, a predicted model, not a curated record